Molecule: messenger RNA, 1272 nt
Organism: Fonsecaea multimorphosa CBS 102226
Lineage: Eukaryota; Fungi; Ascomycota; Eurotiomycetes; Chaetothyriales; Herpotrichiellaceae
Exons: 2
Coding region: 1-1272 (423 amino acids)
Molecular function (GO): FAD binding
Source: RefSeq, a predicted model, not a curated record
AUGGCUGACAAGAGAGACCUCGAGGUUGUGAUCGUCGGGGCCGGCGCGACGGGGUUGCUGCUCGCACAGGGAUUGAAACUGAAUGGCAUCAAGGCCACCGUCUACGAACGCGAGGACGAGUCGACGUAUCUCACUCGGCCUCGGGAAUGGGGGAUGACGCUGCACUUUGGGCAGGAGUACCUGGCGAAAUGCAUCCCGCGGGAGCUCAUGGCGCGGCUGAAGGAGGCGUACUGCGACGAGUUCUACACGGGCAAGCACACCUCGUGGCCCAUGUUCAACGGCCAGACGGGCGACAAGUUCUUCGACAUGCAAGGCUUCAAUCCCCUGCGCGUGUCUCGCCGCAAGCUGCGCGCCCUGCUGAGCGACGGCGUCGAUGUGCGAUAUGGCCGCAGGAUCGUUUCGGUAUCGGUGUCGCAGCCCAACGGAUUGGCAACUGCCACCUUCGCCGACGGCAGCACGGCCACGGGCGACCUCGUCGUCGGGUGCGAGGGCGUGCACUCGUACCUGCGCGAGGCGCUCGUUGGGAAAGAGCAAGCCGCCAACACUCCCAUAGACAUACAGAUGUUCAACACGUGCUGGACGCUUCCCCGUGACGUCGCCGUCCUGCAGCGCAAAGCCCAUCCCCUAUUCCGCAUCGGCUACCACCCGAUGGGCAUGACCUGGGUGACGGCGAUCCAAGACGUCAAGGACCCCAACGACCCGACCACGUUCCUCUUCCAACAGUGUCUCUCCUGGCCCGGCAGACCGCACGCCGACGACUUCCAGACCCAGCAGUCCAAGAUCGACUUCAUCAAGUCCAAGGCCGAGGCUUACGCCGAGCCCUGGAAAAGCGCCGGCCUCAAUAUCCCCCCGGACCUACAACCGCCGCUGCAGGUCGACGCGGUCGCGAUGUGGAGACCCGAUAUCGACUGGUCGACCACCUCUCCGCUGUGGCCGCACGUCACGCUCGCCGGGGACGCCGCGCACAAUAUCCCCCCCUUUCGUGGCCAGGGGCUGAACAACGCGUUCCAAGACGCCGAGAAGCUCGUGUCGGAACUGGUCGAGGCGGUGGGAAAUCGGGGCUCAAAGACGCUGGAGCACGCGGUGAGGGCUUACGAGGGGGAAAUGAAGUCCCGCAGCCUGAAGGAGAUCGAGGUCAGUCUGAUGCAGAGCCGCAUGGUGCAUAACUGGGAGACUCUGAUGGGUGCGCCGUUCAUGAAGGUCGGCAUGAAUGCGUACAGAGACGAAGUCAAGGGCCAUAUGGAAACCGCGAGCGGCGGCAGAGGUGGAUAG